Hermetia illucens (black soldier fly) is the source of this 1142-nucleotide messenger RNA. It is a transcript of the gene mdlc, whose product is annotated as E3 ubiquitin-protein ligase RNF113A. The coding region runs from base 76 to 1053 and encodes 325 amino acids. The transcript is spliced from 3 exons. Gene Ontology annotation, molecular function: metal ion binding. The record is from RefSeq and is a predicted model, not a curated record. Gene Ontology annotation, cellular component: U2-type spliceosomal complex. Gene Ontology annotation, biological process: snoRNA splicing. NCBI's taxonomy places the organism in Eukaryota, Metazoa, Arthropoda, Insecta, Diptera, Stratiomyidae.
CCAGUCUGAGUUCCAACAUUAUUGACAUUUCGGGACCAUUUCUAAUUUGUAAACAGCUCCCGAACUAAGUCCAGGAUGUCCGAAGCACAAGUUUCUUUUAAAAAAGUGAACAGAAAGCAAGCAUUCGCUAGAAAACGGAAAGGAUCCUCAUCUGAGUCAGAUUCUGAUGCUGAGCAGCAAUCAGCCGUGGUCCGCGCAGAAAACCGCCGCAAAAAGACGAACCCCAAUAUUCAGAGCACGAAAACGUUUCAAAAACGGAAGAAGGAGGAAAGCUCGUCCGGCUCUGAUAAAAGCAGCGAUGAUGAGGAUGUUGGGGUCUCGUACAGAUCGAAGCGGACGGCCUUGCCGCAAGGUCCCAGCGACCAGGGAGCGACCGCCACAAAUGAAAUGGAGACGGAGCUGGACAGGGACGCGCAGGCAAUCUUCGAAAGGAGUGUAGAGAUCAACAAGGAGCUUGGGGGCAAGGAGGACGACAAAGUCUACCGCGGGCUCAACAACUACGCACAAUAUUACAAAAAGAAGGACUCGGCCGUCGGGAACGCCAGCUCUGGUCUGGUUAGAAAUGGUCCAAUCCGAGCGCCCGCCCAUCUGCGAGCCACCGUACGGUGGGACUACCAGCCGGACAUCUGCAAGGACUACAAGGAGACGGGAUUCUGCGGGUUCGGCGACAGCUGUAAGUUCUUGCACGACCGGAGCGACUACAAGGCCGGCUGGCAACUGGAGCAGCAACACGCAGCACAGCAGGCGGGCGAGUCGGACGACGACGACACAAAGUACGAAAUUCACUCGGACGAGGAGACGCUGCCCUUCAAGUGCUUCAUUUGCCGCGACAGCUUCACAAACCCAAUCGUAACCAAGUGCAAGCAUUACUUCUGCGAGCAGUGCGCCCUGGACAACUUCAAAAAGUCGUCCAGGUGCUAUAUUUGUCGGGCGCAGACCCAUGGAGUGUUCAAUCCGGCCAAGGAACUGAUUUCGAGGCUGAGCCGGGGACACGAGCAUGACCACGAUGACUGCGGCGGAGGCGACGACAGUGACUCCUCAGAUGGCGAUUGAUUGCAUUAUUUAAGAAUAAGGUGUACAGCUGGCAUUAGAAUAUUGUUUUAUGGGAAAUAUAUGUUAUUUGAAGUAGAAAAAACGAAAAA